This is a messenger RNA of Panicum virgatum (switchgrass), 1179 nucleotides long. RefSeq names its product benzyl alcohol O-benzoyltransferase-like. The record is from RefSeq and is a predicted model, not a curated record. NCBI's taxonomy places the organism in Eukaryota, Viridiplantae, Streptophyta, Magnoliopsida, Poales, Poaceae. Bases 1 to 1179 code for a protein of 392 amino acids. The transcript is spliced from 3 exons.
AUGAUGGAUCAGCAGGCAACGGCGCAACACAGUGCGUGCAGGGAGGCGCUGGCCAGGGCGCUCGUCCCGUACUACCCGCUCGCGGGCCGCCUCCGCGAGGAGCAAGGGAGGAAGCUCGUCGUCGACUGCGCCGGCCAGGGCGUCUUGUUCGCGGCGGACGACGCCGACCUCACCGCCGAUGACUUCGGCGACGUGAAGAGCCCGCCGUUCCCGUGCUUCGAGCGCUUCAUUCUGGAGAGCACCACCAUUGCCGGCGUCGACCGGCCCCUGUUGUACGUUCAGGUGACGAGGCUCAAGUGCGGAGGCUUCGUGUUCGGGCGGCGGAUCUGCCACUGCCUGGUGGACGCGCCGGGAGCCAUGCAGUUCGAGAAGGCCGUCUGCGAGUUCGCGCGGGGCGCCGAGGCGCCGUCGCUGGCGCCAACGUGGGGCAGGGAGACGUCCAUGGCGCGGCGGCCCCCGCGGCCGUCGUACCGGCACCUCGAGUACCUCGAGCCGGCGGGCGGGCCCGACCGGAUGAUGUCGGCGCCUCCCGGCGACAUGGCCCGCGUCCCGUUCUUCUUCGGGCCACGGGAGAUCGCCGGGCUGCGCCAGCGCGCGCCCCCGCACAUGCGCGGCAGCUGCUCCCGUUUCGAGCUGGUGGCCGCCGGCGUCUGGCGCAGCCAGGCGGCGGCGCUCGAGUACGCGCCCGACGAGGAGGUGCGCCUCUCCUUCAUCGUGAACGCGCGCGGCCGCGCCGGCAUCCCGCUCCCGGAGGGCUUCUACGGGAACGCGUUCGGGUACUCCGUGGCGGCGACCACCGCCGGGGAGCUCUGCGGCAGGGACCUCGGGUACGCCUUGGAGCUGGUGAAGAAGGCCAAGGCGGCGGUGACGCACGACUACCUGCUGUCGGUGGCGGACCUGAUGGUGCUCACGGGGCGGCCGCUGUUCGCGCUGUCGAGGACGUACAUCGUGUCGGACGUGAGCCACGCGGGGUUCAAGAGCGUGGACUUCGGGUGGGGGGAGGCCGUCUAUGACGGGCCGGCCAAGGGCGGGGAAGGGCCGCUUCCCGGCGUGACCAACUACUUCUCGCGGGCCAAGAACGGCAAGGGGGAGGAGUGCACGGUGGUGCCUGUUUGCCUGCCCAAGGACGCCAUGGAGAAGUUCCAGCUUGAGGUGGAAGCCCUCACAGCGGAGCUCUAG